Phodopus roborovskii (desert hamster) is the source of this 402-nucleotide messenger RNA. RefSeq names its product alpha-S2-casein-like A. Bases 1 to 402 code for a protein of 133 amino acids. The transcript is spliced from 8 exons. NCBI's taxonomy places the organism in Eukaryota, Metazoa, Chordata, Mammalia, Rodentia, Cricetidae. Gene Ontology annotation, molecular function: protein homodimerization activity; zymogen binding. The record is from RefSeq and is a predicted model, not a curated record. Gene Ontology annotation, cellular component: extracellular region.
AUGAAGUUCUUCAUCUUUACCUGCCUGGUGGCUGUUGCUCUAGCAAAGCAGGUAAUAAAGGAUGAAUCCUCCAGUGAGGAAUCUGCUGAGGAAGCCAAUGAGAAAAAAGUCAAGCAGUUUUCCCGGGACUUUUCCUGCCUCCAGUCUUGCAUAUCUGCUCCUCAACAGCAGACUGUUAGCAACCCAUGGGGCCAGGGCAAGGCCAUCCAUAACAUCCCCAAUCAGGAAUCCAUCAGCAUCAUUGUGGAGGAAAUCCUGAAGAGGAUUAUUGAUAUGGUCAAGAACAACCAGUUUAAUCAGUUAAACAUCCCCCAAUUUCCCCAGGCUGUUCACCAACAGCAGACACCUGUGGUCUACUGGAAUAAGCAUUCCCUCUACCCAUAUGCUCCCUAUGUGGUUUAA